Paramecium tetraurelia is the source of this 3057-nucleotide messenger RNA. RefSeq lists its product as uncharacterized. Lineage: Eukaryota; Ciliophora; Oligohymenophorea; Peniculida; Parameciidae. The record is from RefSeq and is a predicted model, not a curated record. The transcript is spliced from 2 exons.
AUGGAUUACUUUUCACUUUUAUUGAUACUCUUUCUAUUACAAACUACAUUAGGAGGUAGUGUGAUAGAAUUUUGGGAUUAUCCUAUUAUAUAAACUUAUACAAAAUGUAAUUAGAGCAGCUUAUUUCCUUUUAAUAUUUGUGACAAUUUUUAAUGGGAAUGUACUGUAAAAAUAAAAGGGAAAUGUAUUUUUUUCAUGUAGGAUUCAGGCGAAUCGUUAUCUUAGGAACGAAAUUUUCUAGAUUCUGUCAUUAUUGGUUCAUUUAUCUAAUAAGAAUAUGAAAUGUCAAUACAAUCAUAAGUGCUGGAAUUAAAUAAAAAUUCUUUAUCUAUAUGUGGAGAUAGUAUAGUUUCUGAUGAUGAGGAAUGUGAAGACAAUAAUAAUUUCCCUUUUGAUGGAUGUUUUAAUUGCAAAUUUUAAUGCGAAGAAUAAUGUUUAAUAUGUGUAAAAGGAUUAUGUAUUUAGAAAGGUAUAUAAGUAUCUUAUGAUAUCCCCCUUAUUCAACAAAUCAUUACAAAGGCUAGUUUUGAAGUAUCAUAUAAUUCUCGCUUAUUUGAAAAAGAUGAAAUUUCAUGUAUUUUUAAAUGUAGAAUUUGCAUUGAGAAUUAAUGUACUUUAUGUGAGGAUGGUUAUUAAUUGAAUGACGUAACAAAAUUAUGUGAAACAACUUGUGGAGAUUCUAUUCUUUAGGGACUAGAAGAAUGCGAUGACGGUAAUCAAGAGAAUUAUGAUGGAUGUUCUGAAUGCAAGAUAAUUAAAUAUGAUGAUUGUAAUCAUGACGAGUAUUAGUUUUGUUCGUUCUGCCAUUAUGGAUAAUGCCUAAUGUGCAUGAGUGGUUACAUCUUACAAGAUUCGAUUUGCUAAACAUAAUGUGGAGAUGGCUUAGUAAAUCAAGCUGAAAAUGAAGAAUGUGAUAACCCUAAUGAUGUAGGGUGCAUCAACUGUUAGGUAGUUCCUGGUUAUCUUUGUUAUGGGCCAACUUUUUCUCUUUGUUAAACAUGUGACUAAAACUGUGAUAACUGUUCAAGCAAUAACCAGAAGCUUAUUUGCGAAAAGUGCAAGGAGGGAUACUUUCCUGUUGGCAAAAACUGUGAGUUAUGUGAUUCUAAUUGCAUAACUUGUUAGGAAUCUUCGUUCCUUUGUACAUCCUGCUAUAGAAAUGAUUGCGACUUUUGCGAAUCUUAUGAAGGAUUUUACACUGAUACAGAAGCGAAGGCCUGUGUAUCCAUAUGUGGUGAUGGAAUAUUAGUUGCUACCUUAGAGCAAUGCGAUGAUGGAAAUGAGGAGGAUGAGGAUGGAUGUGAUUCUGCUUGUCACUUAGAAGGAUAGGCUAUUGAUUAUUCAAACUAUAAGCAAAUCAAAUCUUCUGGGUUUCAUUCAUUUGAUUUUCAGAUGGAGAGUGAAAAUCGAAAGUUCUCUUUAGAUUGUGAAGAGGUAGUGGUUAAUAUAGAUUCAUAUGAUUCUAGUUAAUUUGAAUUUACUUCAACAAACAACUAAGGUAAUUGUAGACUUCAAUUUAAAUUCUAUUAGUCCAUAUAUAAAUUCAAUAAGAUUCAUGUUUAAUUCACCUUUGAAGAAGCUAAGUUAAGAUUAUUAAAUCAAUCAGAAAACAUAAUUUAAUUUGAAAUCGAACCAGAAGAACUCAUUAUCUAGACUGAUAAUCAAUAAAAUUAAGCUGAUUCAAUAUCAUCUGCUCAAUAAUCAUUCGGUUUGGUAUUCAUAAUUUUGAUUCCCAUUUCAAUUAUUACAAACUUAUUCGAUUAUUUAUGGGCCGUUUUAGAAAUUUUAAGUUGGAUCAAUAACUUUUAUUUUUUAAAUGUUCAUUAUCCAUUUAAUGUAGAAAUAUUCUUCUUAAAUUCAGAUUGGACUUCGAUAAUUAACUUUCCAACAUACCAAGGUCUAAAUUAACCUGGUUGUAUUUACUAUUUCCAAGCCCCCUAAAGAUUUGAGAGUAAAGGCAUUAACCCUUUAUUUUUAAAUAAUGCUUAGAUACCAUUCAUGUUCAUUUUCUCUGCCACUGCAAUUUAUGUAAUGAUGAAAUCUCUUUUUCUAUUAUUGUUAUUGAUAAGAUCAAAAUUGAAUGAAAAAAAUAACCCAAAAGAAAAGCGCUUUAGUAUUUUUCAUUUGGAAGGUAUAAAACAUAUUGAAAAUAAGAAGACGGAAAAAAAUGGAUAGAUGAUGAAAAAUAAAGACCAUAAAUUAUUAAAUUCUUUGAUAAUCCAACUUAAUUCAAUUUAAAAGGAACUUAAAAAAAAAGUAAAAUAAACUAUUUCAUUGUGCUUGUUAGAUAUAACUCUGGCAAUUAUGCUAUAAAUAAAUUAUGCCGAAAACUUAGAUCAUAUCGUAGUCGGUAUUAAUUAGCUACUUGCAGUUGUUUCUAUAAGUCUAAUUUUAUUCCAUUUGCAUUAGUCUUAUAAUACAAUAAAUAUUCACAAAUUAUUAGCAGAGAAUGAAUAUUUCAAAGAAAAGUAUGAGAUAUACUAUGAGAAUGUUAAUACAGAUUCCGCCUUUGGAGCUAAAUACAAGUUUUUUGGAUUGUUAAGAAAAAUAUUUUAUAUAUUCUUUACACCACUAUUGUAAACUUUGUUUUGUUUUGUUGCAAGUAAUUUUGGACUUGCUUUGAUUUUAUAUGAGAAUCCUUACAAGACUAAAGCAUAAUUUACAUUUUAAAUUAUCUCGGAUCUCAGCUUAAGCUCAAUAUUGCUUAUAAUUGUACUAUUUGCUUUUAAUGAUCAAACCCAAAUUUAGUUUAUUGAAACUCAUAAAAUAACUUUUGGAUGGAUAAUCAUUGCUUUUGUAAUAUUAACUCUAUUUGUUGAAAUAAGUGUACUAUUUUACUAAUUAGUGAAAUCGUUCUAUUCAAUUUUCAAAUUAUUGAGAGGAUGUAUUCCCAAAUUGUUACAAAAAAGAGAAGAAACCAAUCCAAAUGUUAUAGAGUAGGAGAGUUAAGUUGGAAAUUAAAAAUUGGAUAAAUUACAGAAGAGUGUGCCAGUUCUGUUUUAGUUAGUGCCUUUAGAGAAAUCGAUCACAACUAGCCAAAAAAACUAAACCAGAUGA